CGCCAUCUGGUGUAUGGAAAAUCGUCCCUGUCUGACGAAGCGGGCGCCAUAUUUUUUUUCCGACGGUCGUUAGUUUUGUCGAGUUAUUGCCCAAUAUUUAUGUAAAUGGCAGCGAAGAAAGGGAUAUAAGAUGCAAAAAUGACAAGGCAGCGAUGGCUGUGGCGAUAUUCACCCCACGUCCGAACUCCCAGGAUUUUCAGGAGCGCCGAAUUCAACUCGGCGAGUCCGUAAAAAUCGGUCGCUCUGUGGCGAAAGUCAAGUCUGCUGCCAGCAACCUUAUUUUCGACUGUAAAGUUCUGUCGAGAAAUCAUGCAAUCGUGUGGUACGAAGGAGGAAAGGUGAGACAAUGUACAUUCCUUUAGACUACCGUAGAAUUGUGAAUAAUCUUUUAAUGAAGCAUAUUUGAAAUUUACCCACUUUAAAAAUUAUUUCGAUUAAAGUUCAACUCUGACAACAGGUAUCGAGUUUACAAAUUUCAUGUUAUAAACAAGUUAAUAUUGCCUUUAUAUUUUGAGUUCCUAAAUAAACUCGAAUCCUAUAUCUUUUUGUAGCUUCGUCCAUUAUAUUUUGGCGAUUUAUUUCCUCGAUUCAAUUAAAAAAAAUCCUAUUCCUUGCAGACUUUGAGGUUUAAAAUUGAAGUGAAUAAUUGACUAUUUUGGCUACAUUGAGCUGUCAAAAUUAUUAAAUUUGUUGGACACGGUUAAUUUGCAAUAUUUUGGCGUGUGCCAAAAAUGUUUCGUUUUAAGAGAUUUGCUGCUUUUAAGCCUGUAUCUCGUGGCAGUUUUUCUCGGCAAGUAAACAUCUUUUGUAUAGUUUUAUAGUAUUUCAAGAAAUGUUGCAGGAUUUUACCGUUUUUAAGGCAGGGCUCCGCAAAAAUAUUCGGAAUUACAUUUUUUAAUUAGUAUUGUGACAGGAAACGAACUCAAAUUAGCUAUCUGUACAAUAUAUUACGAAAUAUCAGUGUGCAAAAUUGAGAAUUUUUUUACCUGAUAACUUUGCACAUGUUGGUGUAGUGUACUCAUGUGAAUAAGAUGCUUGUGAUGUUACUCUGAGUGUGUAUCCACACCGUGCAGGCUUGAAAAAUAUGCCUGGCCACGGUGGGAAUCGAACCUACGACCUUUGGAAUACUAGAACAAUGCUCUGCCAACUGAGCUACGCGGUCAGGUCGGUUCGAGCAGUGCUGGAAAAUGUCCUGCAGCGCCAGCAGCACCGCUGCCAGGAAAUUUUUGACAAAAUAUCUUCGCAGGAAAUUUUCUUACAACUUGCAAGAAAUUUUUGUCAUCUCGUCUACUGGAAUGGCAUAUCAUUUAUACUUAUUGUUUACAAAGACCAUUUGCAAGUCGAGAUCGUCUUGUGCCGAGAUUAAAGUUGAUCACAUUGUGCGACACCAUACGUUCUCUGAAAUCUAUAGCUAUCAUGAGGGUUUAUAUUUGACUUAUACACUGUCACAGGAAAUUUCUAUUUUUGAAUUUUGCUGCCAGGAAGAAAAAUAUAUUUUCUAGGCCUGGGUUCGAGUAUGCGAUAUUUCGGAACCGAGUCUAGUUCCUUCGAUAUCAGUGUAAUCUAAUAAUCAUGAUAUUUGCUGUGUUGGUGUAAUGUACUCAGGUGAAUAAGAUGCUUGUGAUGUUACUCUGAGUGUAUAUCCACACCGGGCAAGCUUGAAAAAUAUGCCUGGCCACGGUGGGAGUCGAACCUACGACCUUUGGAAUAAAGCUGAAUCCAGCCUGAGCCAAAUCGGCCAGACCAAUCGCUAUGCGCAAACGCGCCUUAAGAGUUUUUGGAUUUACUUUGCUUUGGAUAAGAAAGCUUGUCAUUGUUGUUUUUGAUAGGGAUAGAACUACUUAAAAAAUUUGACAAAAAAUUUUGACGAAUUUAUAUCAACACGGAAAAUGUUUUAGAUUAUUUUGUUAAAGGUGAUGUAAAGUCCGUAAUGUAAACAAACGCUUUGUCUACAUUUUGAACUCAGUGCUACAGUUGUAAAAUAUGAUUAGAUAUAUAUUAUACUGAAUUUUUAACACUUUUCUGGUUCGUUAUGCUUGUAAAUGAAUACAGACUAGAGAUUCAAUUCAAGAAAGUUCCGAGAGAGCGAAAUAUUUUAAAACAACAUUCCAAAGGUUGCUCCCCCACUGAUGGAAUGUUUUGAUGCGCAGAAUAUAUGCGCAGAACGGACUUUACCGCAUCUUUAAAUGUGUCAAAACUUUUACUCUUCAACAAGAUAUAACGUGGCAAAUAACUAGGUCAGUUUUACGAAAGAGUAUGUCGUUAAUUAACUAGUAUUUUUUACAUAUUAUCAGGGUUUUCAAUAGAAGCCACUACCGAGCGAUUUUUGCUAUCUAUAGCGUAGACAGUCACCGGCUAUUUCUGCAGAUUAUGAACCAAGAUUUAAAUUAUAUCAUCAAUUUUAUAUGAUAAACAUUCGAGUAUACAAAGUCUUGGUGAGGUACCUUUGGCUUUUCAUUUGUUUUGCCUAGAACAACAUCAGUUGAAUCGUUUUUUAUCCGGUAUAUCGAUUAAAUGCCUUGCCCUAAUGUUUUGUAAAAAUAUACGAACCUGCAAAUGUUGCUAUUAUAAUGAUUACAGUUCUUCCUGCAAGAUACCAAGAGCAGCAAUGGUACAUUCAUAAACAAUGUUCGUCUCAGCAAGGGCGCAGAGGAAAGCGACCCGAAGGAAAUAUUCUCGGGCGAUAUUGUUCAGUUUGGCGUUGAAGUUGUCGAAAACUCGAAACGAGGAGCUGGUAUGUGAUUAUCAAAAUAUUGAACAAAAAACAUUAUAGUCUAUGUAUAAUAAAUAUUAUAUUGAAUACCAGCAUUCCCCCCUUGAUGAGUAAAAUUAUCUGGCAUUGGACAACGAAUAGGGUGCCCUAAUGGGCCCUACUUUAUUAUUUUACUCUGCCCAUGGGCAUACCGGAAGGAAAAAAUUAGGGGGGGGGGGCGGAAUGAAAUUUGCCCGACUUUUCCAGAUUGUGCCCGACCAGUACUGAAAAAUUUUUUUCCGAAAUUUAUUUUGGCGACCCCCCCCUCACCAAAAAAAUUUCAGUCAGUGUACCAUUUUAGGGGUCAAAAAAUUUUUCGGACAUACCAAAAUUUUUCAGAACAUCACACAAAUUUUCGAAAAUUGACACAUUUAUGAAAAUUUACCACAAAAUUGAUAGAAUUUGUCCCAUUUAUUUUUAUAAUAAACCAAAAUUGCCUGACUGUUGAGCGAAUAUUGCCCGACUGCCCAACAAACUUCCCCUCCCCCCUGCCCGGUACGCCACUCUGCCUAACACCAGACGAUUUUACUGUCAAGGCAUAGAUUAUAGAUCAUACCAGAUGUCUUACUGUGUAUCUAUCCCUAUGAUUUUCGUGUCCGCGAUUUUCGCGAGGCUAUCACGCCAGAUGACGCGUGCGACACUUACUGCCAAAAUGGCGAUUACUGCCAAAAUGCGUGAUUGCUCAUGUUUCAUGGCGUGGAUUACACUUACUGCCAAAAUGGCGGCCAACACGUGCUCAUAAAAAAUCACGGACACAAUUUUGGCUGAGUGAGACAUCUGGUAUGAUCUAUAAUCUAUGGUCAAGGAGAGAGUGUGCCGGCUCAACAGGUUAACUACCAUAACCGGUAUAUUGUGACACCGGGACUGUGUUACCUGCACUAAUGUCACAAAUUAUUGAUUCUGUAUCAUAAUUAUGUUGCAGUUACUCAUGGUUGUAUCAUAGCCACCUUAACAUUAUUUGGUCCCGACGGUAAUGAAGCGACGCCCGCACAGGUAUGUUUAAGGUAUUAUCAUCCAUUAUAAUGGUAGUAUAUACAUAGGAUUGGGCAAUUUAUCAAUAAAACCGAAAAAAAUGAUUUAAAAAAAAAACCAUUCAAUCGAUUUUUCUUUUGACAAAAAAACGGAAAACGCCGAAAAAUACUUGAAUUCGUAUUCAUAUUCUGUACCCUGGCUUAUUUCAGAUGUGUGUAAAAGCGAAAAUAAGACUGAAAUAUUCGUAAUUCGCAACCGGAAUGGACGCCACAUUUUUUUUACCCAGUGUUUCCACUAUUUUAUGAAGUUUCCUUUAAAUUUUCAUAAGGAAAUUUUCAUUAAAAACAUCUUUUUUUCGGGGGUCUUCAGACGGUUUUCGGUUUUUACCCUGAACCACCUAGCCUGCGAACAGGCUCUCGAGCUGAAUUGAGAGCCUGCAUCGAUAACUAAUGAAUUUGAAUAUCUGCCCCGUAACGUUCGUUUUUCCAAAUAUGGAAUGUCUAUCCUUAUAUGGUGUUGCAAACUAAAUUUAGACCGUGCAAACUAAAUUUAGACCGCACCGUUUAUACUGUUUUUCGAAAUAUAAGAUGUUCAAGCAAAAGUUCAAAUGUUUUAAAUACUGUUUUCUCAAAACAGAACAUUUUGUGCUUUGAUAUAAGACGGCCAAGACCAAUUUGAUCAGUUAAUGUGUUUUUUGUGGACUUUAUGCAUAGUGCUUCAAGCAGUUGACAUACAUAGAGCUCAGCGGAAACAUAUAAAUUACAGCAUCUGACCAAUGAGAAUUUCGCGUCACGAUUUGAGACGCAGAUAUUCAAAUUCAUUAGUUAUCGAUGCAGGCUCUCAAUUCAGCUUGAGAGCCUGUUCGCAGGCUAUGAACCACCCAACCCUAUAUAUACAGUAUGUUUAAAUGUAAUAUGUCAUUUGUUAAUUAUUAUUAAUUGUCAUUCUUAUCAAUAUAGGCAAGUGGUAGUGGUGUCCAGUCGUACGAACUUUGGCAGCUGUCACAAUACAUCCAGGUUAGAGCCUGUUCAUUUGAGCUCAGCUACGCACAUAGAAAGCUCACAUCUUGUAGCAAGUCUGCCAACGAGCCGUCAACAAGUUGUCUAAACAGGUUACAACAACUGGGUACAAGCAGUGCGAACACAACUUGUCGACAGCUUGUGAACAGACCUGUAACAACUUGUUUGCGAGAAACUAAUGACAGUGAGUUCGCAUGCCCAGGGUGGGGAAAACGAAUUCUCUUCCUGCAGACCAGUGCUAAAUCUGCAUGUGCAUAAACAUAUAGUGUUCUAGCUGACCAUGGUUUUAAAUUCAAGGAAUAAUGUCUGUCAACGAUAUGUUGUUGCGCCCAUAGUGGGACAUAGGUGUUAAUGUUUCCUUGAAAUUUUCAAUAACAAAUCUUCAUUCAAACAAAUUUCCUGCAGCUGUUUAACAUUUCCUGCGAGCAAUGUUUGUGUGCUCGCCUAUUUUUUCCACCCCUGUGCAUGCCCCCUGUCAAUGAAUAUAAAGUUCAAUUCAUUUUCUGUUCAUAUGACAAACCAGCCAGCCCAGAGGUGAGAUCUUACCUUGCGCUACACACGUAAAAACGCCCAAGUUGUUACAGGUCUCCAAACAAGUUGUUACAAAUCUGUUCACAAGCUGUCGACAAGUUGUGUUCGCACUGCUUGUUCCCAGUUGUUGGAACAAAUUUGGAACAACUCUUAACAACUUGCAACAAGCUUGAUGGCAUUAUCAGACUUGUUACAAGGUUGUUCUAACAAGUCUGAUACAGUCAUGAUAUAACAAGAAUGUCACAAGGUUGACGACACAAGGUUGUAACAAUAUUGUUAUAUCGUGACUGUAUCGGACUUGUUGGAACAACCUUGCAACAAGUCUGAUAAUAUCAACAAACUUGUCACAAGCUGUUAACAUGUUGUUCCAUACUUGUUUACAACUUGGGACAAGCAGCGCGAACACAACUUGUUGACGGCUUGUUGGCAGACUUGCUACAAGAUGUGAAUUUUUACGUGUAUAGUGGGGUCAAGUGGGAUAAAAUUUUCCACCUGAACACUUCAUAUUGCUUGAUCAGGAUGGACAUUUUUGGCCAAUUUUCAACAAAACGCAAAAUUGGUUGGACAUUUUGCCCUGAUGCAAAAUUGCUGCAGUUUUCGUGGAAGAAUAGGACUGAUCACCCCGUGAAGCAUACACAAUUGUUGACGUGAAUUACCCAAUUUUUGGUUGAUAUGGUGGUUUGUAUUUAUGUCAACUUAACGACUCUUCUCUAGGAUGCUUUACAUCGUGAACAAAUCCUGGAAAAUAAGAUUGUGACGUUGCAACGAAUCAUUGCCGACGCACAAACAACGACUGGAGAAACUUUUGAG
Messenger RNA from Paramuricea clavata, 6084 nucleotides. NCBI's taxonomy places the organism in Eukaryota, Metazoa, Cnidaria, Anthozoa, Malacalcyonacea, Plexauridae. The record is from the annotation of a GenBank genome assembly.